Molecule: messenger RNA, 330 nt
Organism: Rangifer tarandus platyrhynchus (Svalbard reindeer)
Lineage: Eukaryota; Metazoa; Chordata; Mammalia; Artiodactyla; Cervidae
Source: the annotation of a GenBank genome assembly
AUGGAACCAAGGAAAUUACACACUCCCCUGACAUAUAUGGUGCUGUUUCUCAGAUUUAACCUGGCUGAAACAACCUCAGCUUGGCCCCUGCAAAGUGGAGGCCAAGCACAGCAGAAGCCCGACUUGGUGAAGCUCCCAUGGCAGAAGCUGAAUGCAAAAAUCCCAGCACAGUGGAAAGGACCAGAAGCCCAGCAUGCUGGAAACCAGAACAGCAAAAACAAACUCAGCAGAAAGCUCAUGCGGCUCAGUCUCAGAUUGCAGGAGACCUCCUGUUCAGGUAGGAAUCCCUCAUCCUAUGGCUGGAAGGACAUAUGGCUAACAAAAUCUUAA